Molecule: messenger RNA, 1760 nt
Organism: Prosopis cineraria
Lineage: Eukaryota; Viridiplantae; Streptophyta; Magnoliopsida; Fabales; Fabaceae
Product: UDP-glycosyltransferase 73C3-like
Exons: 1
Coding region: 66-1601 (511 amino acids)
Molecular function (GO): UDP-glycosyltransferase activity
Source: RefSeq, a predicted model, not a curated record
CUCCGCCUCCACUACCUUACCACCCAAAUCUGCGAGUUCAAGUCUCACAUUGGAAUUUCCCUGCCAUGGCGUACAAGCCUGAGCUGCACUUUCUGGUGAUACCUUUAAUGGCACCAGGUCAUCUUCUUCCCAUGGUGGACAUGGCUCGACUAUUGGCUCGGCGACACGUGAAGGUGACCAUAGUGACCACACCCCUCAAUGCUGCUCGAGUCAGUGCCAACAUCGACAGAGAGAUUCAACUUGGCUCACCAAUCCAAAUUCAACUUAUACGAUUCCCAAAUGCGGGGUCCGGAAUACCUGAGGGACAUGAGAGCGUAGAUACUCUGCCUUCCAUGGAUCUUCAGGGGAACUUUUUCAGAGCUUUGUGUUUGUUGCAGCACCCACUUGAAGACCUCUUUGAAAAGCUUGAUCCCACUCCGGACUGCAUAAUAUCUGACAGAUAUGUUCUACCUGCUGCUGAUGUUGCCAGAAAGUUCCAAGUCCCAAGAAUAAUAUUUGAUGGGACUAGUUGUUUCUUCUUACUAUGCAAUCACUGUCUGCAUGAUUCUAAGGUCUAUAAGAAUGUGUCGGACUCAGAACCAUUCUUUGUGCCCGGAUUGCCUGACAGAAUUGAAUUUAAAAAAUAUCAGCUUCCGGGGGCGUUCAAUCCUAAUGCUAAAAACCAAGGUCUGAACAUUGCUCGUGAGAUGGUAAGAGAAUCUGAAGGAGACGCAUUUGGAACGCUGGUGAACAGCUUCCAAGAAUUAGAAGCAAGGUACGUGCAAGAGUAUAAAAAAGUCACCGGGAAAAAGGUCUGGUGUAUUGGCCCCGUCUCACUGUCCAACGAGACCAACUUGGACAAGGCUCAAAGAGGCAAGAAUGACUCAAAUGACAACGAAGAAGCAGGCCAUUAUUAUACGAAGUGGCUUGAUUCAUGGCCGGCAAGAUCUGUCAUCUAUGUCUGCCUUGGAAGCUUAAAUCGAGUAACACCAGAACAAUUGAUGGAGCUCGGUUUGGGACUGGAAGCUACAGAAAGACCAUUCAUUUGGGUGCUAAGAGGUGCAUACAAAAGAGACGAAGCAGAGAAAUUACUGUCAGAAGAUGGAUUAGAGGAGAGGGUGAAAGGAAGAGGAAUAUUAAUAAGAGGUUGGGCACCUCAGGUGUUAAUACUGUCACAUGCAGCGAUAGGAGCUUUCUUAACACAUUGUGGUUGGAAUUCAACGCUGGAAGGAAUAUGCAGUGGGGUACCAUUAAUAACGUUUCCUUUGUUUGGAGAGCAGUUCUAUAAUGAGAAGGUUAUCGUGCAAGUGGUGCAGACCGGCGUGAGGGUGGGAUGUGAGCGUGUGGUGCAUCUUGGGGAGGAAGAGGAUUUUGGCGCAGUUCAAGUGAGAAGGGAACAAGUGAAGGAGGCUGUAGAGAAAGCAUUGGGUGAAGAUGAAGACAGCAGAAGAAUAAGAGAAAGAGCGAGAUUGUUAGCGGAGAAGGCGGAGAAGGCUGUGGAGAAAGGUGGAUCUUCUUUUCUCGACAUGUCACUGCUAAUUGAUGACAUAACACAACAUGUCAAAGGGUUGAAGAUGAAUAAUGGAGCAAAAAGCCACGACUCGGCCAAAAUUAAUGCAUGAAGAGCGUUUGCACUAACUCAGCUUUUGGGGUCUGACUUCUUGUAUUGCUGAGUUGUUGAUGCCUGAUUUACAACGGCAUAAAAAGAAGCUGACAAAAAAUGAAAACCACGUGAUUUUGGCUGUUGGCAAAGUUCUUGGGAAUUAAUACUUGUCGUCCAA